GCUGGGCACUGGGGAGAGUGGAAAAAGCACGUUCAUUAAGCAAAUGCGUAUAAUUCAUGGCUCAGGCUACUCUGAAGAGGACAAAAAAGGCUUCACCAAGCUGGUGUACCAAAACAUCUUCACUGCCAUGCAGUCUAUGAUCAGGGCCAUGGAAACCCUGAAGAUUCUGUACAAAUAUGAACAGAACAAGGCCAAUGCAGUGCUGAUCCGGGAAGUUGAUGUAGAAAAGGUCAUGACAUUUGAGCAGCCAUAUGUAAGUGCAAUUAAAACAUUGUGGAAUGACCCUGGAAUACAAGAGUGUUAUGACAGGAGAAGAGAAUAUCAGCUUUCUGACUCAGCUAAAUACUAUCUUAGCGACGUGGAUCGUAUUGCUACCCCAGGAUAUCUACCAACUCAGCAAGAUGUGCUACGGGUUAGAGUUCCUACAACCGGUAUCAUAGAGUACCCCUUUGACCUAGAGAAUAUUAUCUUCAGAAUGGUGGAUGUUGGAGGUCAAAGAUCAGAACGAAGGAAGUGGAUCCAUUGCUUUGAAAAUGUGACUUCCAUCAUGUUUUUAGUAGCACUUAGUGAAUAUGACCAAGUUCUGGUGGAAUCUGAUAACGAGAACCGGAUGGAAGAGAGUAAAGCUCUCUUUCGCACCAUUAUCACUUAUCCGUGGUUCCAGAACUCUUCUGUUAUCCUCUUUCUCAACAAGAAAGAUCUGUUGGAAGACAAGAUCCUAUAUUCCCACCUUGUUGACUAUUUCCCAGAGUUUGAUGGCCCACAGAGGGAUGCACAGGCAGCCCGUGAGUUCAUUCUCAAGAUGUUUGUGGAUUUAAAUCCAGACAGCGAUAAAAUCAUCUAUUCUCACUUCACAUGUGCCACAGACACAGAAAACAUCCGUUUCGUCUUUGCAGCUGUCAAGGACACCAUCCUACAGCUCAACCUGAAGGAGUACAACCUGGUUUGACCUGCUCUGCUCUUGGCCCCUUGAGAGGCUUCAUUCUGAAGAAAAGACAAAGAAAUUUUAAAUAUGACAGGAAAAAAAAGUUUUAAUUUUUGAUGAUGUAAUGAUUGCAAAUUGUCUGAUCUGUGGAGUGGCAAGUGCUCAGUGUUAUCCUGGAGUCUCAUGUCUCUGUCCACAGAGUAGUUGAUUUCAUAUUUUUAACAAAUUGCUUUUAUUUCACAGUUAACGGGGAUAUGCCUCAUUUCUUCAGCACCUUGCUUCUUAAUUUUUGCCAAACAGCUAAGGCAGUCUCAUCUGGAGCUUUCCUUUGUUGCUUAGCCACUUUUUUUUCCCCCCUUUUUGUUCCCAUGGUAUAUAUAGAAAAAAACUAACUUUCCAGCUGACAUUGUGAAUUCACUGGACUGUGGGAGUGCAGAAUGCUACUGGUCCCUU
Egretta garzetta (little egret) is the source of this 1378-nucleotide messenger RNA. RefSeq names its product guanine nucleotide-binding protein subunit alpha-11. Lineage: Eukaryota; Metazoa; Chordata; Aves; Pelecaniformes; Ardeidae. Gene Ontology annotation, biological process: action potential; phospholipase C-activating dopamine receptor signaling pathway; adenylate cyclase-modulating G protein-coupled receptor signaling pathway. The record is from RefSeq and is a predicted model, not a curated record. Gene Ontology annotation, molecular function: G protein-coupled receptor binding; G-protein beta/gamma-subunit complex binding; GTPase activity. Gene Ontology annotation, cellular component: heterotrimeric G-protein complex. The transcript is spliced from 7 exons. Bases 44 to 949 code for a protein of 301 amino acids.